Triticum aestivum (bread wheat) is the source of this 1473-nucleotide messenger RNA. RefSeq names its product ethylene-responsive transcription factor 6. The coding region runs from base 108 to 1133 and encodes 341 amino acids. Gene Ontology annotation, biological process: ethylene-activated signaling pathway; regulation of DNA-templated transcription. The transcript has a single exon. Lineage: Eukaryota; Viridiplantae; Streptophyta; Magnoliopsida; Poales; Poaceae. The record is from RefSeq and is a predicted model, not a curated record. Gene Ontology annotation, molecular function: DNA binding; DNA-binding transcription factor activity.
GAGAAUCGAACAGCACCACAGCAGAACUCACAAACAAACUCACAGACCUCUGCCACCGCCAUCGAGUAGUUCUCUACCGUGCGGCCGUGCCAUCCCUCUGUGCCGGCAUGGAUUUCGCCGGAGAAGUCGACGACUUCGCUCUCGACCUCAUCCGCGAGCACCUCCUCGGCGGCGACGGGGGUGCCCUGGCGACGGCUAACCAUGAUCAGGCGGGCCCCUUUUGCGACGACGUCACCUUCCCCGUGCUGCCACCUUCCGCGGCGGAUCCACAAGCGUACCAGCAGCAGCCCAUGUUCUUCCCGCAGCAGGGGCAGCCGGAGCAGAUGCAAGGUUACAUGGACCUGACCCACCAGUACCUGAACUCCUGCCCUUCUGCCGACGUCCCUGAGGCUGUGUUCAGGGCGCCGGAGCCGGUGAUGAUACAGUUCGGCGGCGAGCCGUCUCCUGUGAUAGCGCCGUCGUCCACGCUGACCAUCUCCGUGCCGGCCAAGGGCUCGUUCGGGUGGGCGGGGACUGCUGCCGCCGUUGCACCGCCGGCGCCAGCACCGGUGGAGGACUUCCGCAAGUACCGCGGCGUACGGCAGCGCCCCUGGGGCAAGUACGCGGCGGAGAUCCGCGAUCCCAAGCGCCGGGGCUCCCGGGUGUGGCUGGGCACCUACGACACGUCCGUGGAGGCCGCGCGCGCCUACGACCGCGCCGCGUUCCGGAUGCGCGGCGCCAAGGCCAUUCUUAACUUCCCGAACGAGGUCGGCACCCGCGGCGCCGAGCUGUGGGCGCCUCCGCCUCCCGCUCCCGCGUCCAAGACCGCCGGCGCGACGAACACACGUAAGAGAUCACAUGAGGAGGACCCCGACGUCGAGGUGACCGGAGUGGUCAUAAACAAGGCCCCCAAGAACGAGGCGCCGUCGCCGUCGUCGGCCCAGGUGUCGUGGGACACGCCCUCGUCCGUUUCGCGGGAAACAGCCUCCUCGACGGUGACGUCGGCGGCCACGACGCCGGAGGGAGGAUUUCCUCCGACGCCAUCGAGCUCGGGCUUGGAGCAGUACUGGGAGGCGCUGCUGGGCGGCAUGCCGCUGCUCUCGCCCCUGUCGCCGCACCCGGCGCUGGGGUUCCCGCAGCUCACCGUUAGUUAAUUACGAGGCGGUUAAUUGCUGUGAAUCAGCUGGGGUUAACCAAUAAACAGGCUUUGGUAGUUUAGUUGACAGCCGCAUGCAUCUCUCUGCAUGCUGGGACGCGUACACUUCUUUGGGGCUUAAUGAUAGGUGUAAUGUGUGCGUUUGCUAAGAGACACAAAGAUCGGAUCGACCGAUGCUUGUAAAGAAUAAGCAAAUUAUAAUUAAGGAUGUGAUAUUUGCUGUAGAUGGAUUGAAGUUACAUUUGUUUAGUGAAGUUACUCCUAGCAAAUUAUAACCAAGGAUGUGAUAUUUGCUGUAAAUGGGCAUUGCUUGGGAGUAUAUGAAUUUUAAUUUACAA